This is a messenger RNA of Anopheles funestus (African malaria mosquito), 5493 nucleotides long. RefSeq lists its product as uncharacterized. NCBI's taxonomy places the organism in Eukaryota, Metazoa, Arthropoda, Insecta, Diptera, Culicidae. The transcript is spliced from 8 exons. The record is from RefSeq and is a predicted model, not a curated record. The coding region runs from base 743 to 3541 and encodes 932 amino acids. Gene Ontology annotation, biological process: lipid metabolic process.
GCUGCUCAUUAAAUAUAAGUUGGUUUACAAAAUCGAAUUCCAUCAAACGGGUUUUUGCUGAACAUGAUCUCUGAUGAUUGGAUUCUACUGAACAACAAAAUUACACCCGUAAUAAUAUCUAAUUAUUUUUAAUAUAUUCUAAUGUAAGGUUAUGCUGCAGAUUGCUUACAGCUUCUAUGCCUUUGACCUAUUAACCCUUAGGAAUGUUGUUCUGAUGGUACUAGAAUAGAACAUUAAGAUUGAUCUACAAACCGGAACCCUUCUCUACUGUUUGGGAAAAAUGAACAGCCGAUACAUUAGCUGGAUAGAAUACGUCUAAUAGAUCACGCUCGGCGAUCGUCUUUGUAUCCUGGCUUGGUUGGUAGGAUAUACCACUGCCAACUGCGUUGUACGCUGGCUCCAUACCACCCUCUACCGACAUCACGGAAUGCGGCAGGGGUGCCAUGCACGGAACAAACACACACACACACACACAGAAGCCAUUCCGAAGCGUGACAAUGCGAGAAGUGAAACGUACACGUGUGAUUUCGUUGUACCAUUGCCGGUGGCCAUUGUGUGUGCGCGCACGACAAGAUGGCAAUUAUUGUCCGUUGCAUUAGCAUGCGCUACCGGUAACAUGUGCGCGACCGUUGACGAUUAGUUCUAUUGCGAUAGUGCUAGCGUAAGGAUCGUUCUGAAGCGAACUGUGCCGCACUGAUGGUGGUAGUAGGUUGAGCAGCCGAAUUUACCGCACCGACCGAAGAUGCGACUGGCCGUGUUGCUGUUGAUGUUUCCGUUGCUGCUAUCGGCGCAUUACUUUCAAUAUGAUCAACGGUACGCGACCAACGAAGAGAACGAUAUUCCGACUGAGGAGGAUCCACCGUUUAGGGUGAAAGAUGAAGAUGCGUAUCUAACGGUGCCACAACUCGUGUGGAAGUACGGUUACGAGAUCGAAAUCCACGAGGUGCAAACGGAGGAUGGCUAUCUGCUCGAUCUGUAUCGCAUUUCGGGACGGCGGGCCGCUUCCGGUCAGCCACCACUCCGUCCGUACCGUAACGCACCGAUCUUCCUGAUGCACUCGCUACUGAGCAGUUGUGCCGACUGGGUACUAAUGGGACCGGGACGUGGCCUUGCCUAUCUGCUCGCUGAUGCCGGUUACGACGUGUGGAUGGGUAAUGCACGUGGUACGCGUUACUCACGCAAACACACCUAUCUCGAUCCGGACCGAUCGAACGAAUUUUGGAACUUUACCUGGCACGAGAUAGGGCUGUACGAUGUGUCGGCCCUGAUCGAUCACGUACUGGCCGUGAGUGAUCAACCGAGGCUGCACUAUGUUGGCUUUUCCCAAGGUACGAUGGUGCUGUUUGUGCUGCUAUCAGAAAGGCCCGAGUACAAUAUGAAGCUGAUCGAUAUGCAGGCUAUCUCGCCAUCGGUGUACAUGUAUCGGCUCGUCGGACGGAUCGUACGUACGUUUGUUCAGCUGGCGGAUCCACUUGUGGCGGCACUCGAUGCUGCCGGUCGGCACGAAAUUCUACCGAACAGACGAUUCAUCGCACCGCUGGUAAAGAUCGUGUGUCCCGAUGCGAAUGUUACCGUGUGCCGGGAGUUGCUGUACGAUGUAGCGGGCAAGAAUCCACCACAGGUGGACGAUAAAAUGUUGCGCAUCUUCCUGGGUCAUUUCCCGGCCGGAGCAUCCCUGCGACAGCUGCAUCACUUUUCCCAGAUCAUCCGUACAACCCGGUUCGCUAAGUACAGCCCUCAACGUGUCACACGAAUAGGCCUUCCCGCAACACCGGCCCCACUAUACAAUCUUACCCGGGCCACCAUCCCAGUCGUAGUGUACUACGGACUAAAUGAUCAUGUGGUUAACUUCCGUGAUGCACUGCAGCUAGCCGAGGAGGUACCGAAUCUGGCCGCUGUUCAUCAGAUUGCCGAUCGGCGCUUCACUCACAGUGAUUUCAUACUGGCGAAAAACUCGGCCCGUCUGAUGAAUGGCCUUUUGCUACAGGAACUCGACCAGUACGAUGGUACAUCUUCGAAUGCGGCACGCUGGAUAGUCAGCCCUUGCUACUUCAUCCAAGCAACACGACAAGUUCACUCCAAACCCUUCGAUACCGUAAUACAAUUUCACGUGCUCGUGAGAACUCAGUGCGAUCGCGGGAUGAUGAUAGCCGUGGGUAUUAGAUUAGAAUCGUUAGACGUAGUAAAGCUGUUCUCCUUCCGAUCGUACGGGCAUGUCAGUAGUAGAAUGGCAUCCGACUCAGAACGUUCGAUUCUAGCUCGGGGCUCCAGUGCCGGACAGCUGACGACCCUGCUGUUGUCAUCGGUCGUACUGCUAUCGUACGGUGUUGUACCCCGAUUCUCGGAAGCAGCAUCGCCUAACCGGCUCCGUUCAGGAGAUGUCAACGAUGUUGGUAGCUAUUUUGCGAUUGACGUCGAAGAUGGUGCACUGCGUACGCCGGAGCUCAUUACCAAGUACGGCUAUCCAGUCGAAAGUCACGAAGCUACGGGUGCCGACGGAUAUAUCAUAUCACUAACCCGGAUACCACCAAAAACACGUCGUCACCAGACACCGAUACUGCUCGUGCAUGGUUUACUAGCGAGUUCUGCCGACUACCUAAUUAUCGGACCCAACAACAGCCUAGCGUAUCUGCUCGCCGACAGGCACUACGAUGUAUGGCUGGCAGAUAUGCGUGGCAAUCGAUACUCUCAACGCCACACGCGUCUGAACAGUAGCUCACCGGAGUACUGGGACUUUACCUGGCACGAGAUGGGCUACUACGAUCUACCGGCAGUGAUUGACUACAUCCUACGGCUUACCGGUGCCCGUCAACUGGACUACAUUGGACACUCGCAGGGAACGACCGUGUUCUUCGUAAUGGCCUCCAGUCGGCCGGAGUACAACGAGAAGAUCGCACACAUGUACGCACUCUCACCGGCCGUUUGUUUGAAGCGUGUUCGAAGUCCUCCGGUACGAUGGUUGCUACAGCACGUGUUUGCCCUCCAGGAUCUGUUCGAUGCGUUCGGGGUGCAACAGUUUCUGCCUCACUCGAACCUACAGUACGAGAUCUCCCGCACACUAUGCCCGUUGACCGAUCCGGACAACAUAUGUAUGCAGGUCGUGAGUAUGACGGUGGGCCCGAAUCCUAAAAUGACCGACAUGAUGGCAAUGCAGGUGCUGGUCGGCCAUGAUCCGGCCGGUGCAUCCGUGAAACAGUUGCUACACUUUGCCCAGUUGCAACGUUCCGGGCAGUUCCGGCAAUUUGAUUACGGUCGGCGCAACAACAUCGAACGAUACAGCUACUGGAAGCCACCGGCAUACAAUCUGAGUGCAGUAACUGCCCCGGUUACGAUCCUUUACGCGUUUAAUGAUUGGUUGGUUGAUCCACGGGAUGUGGUACGAUUUUCCCGGCUGCUACCGGUACAACCGACGAUGCACCUGGUGGAGGAUGAAAACUUUAAUCAUUUGGAUUUUACGAUGGCUAAAAAUGCACGCCCCAUGGUGUAUGAACGUAUACUGAGCGAUCUGGAGCGACGUGAACGUUCGAACAGUAGCGUAUGAUAGCGUUUGCCGAUCGAUGUAAGUAUAAUAAUUUUAUACUGUAAAAUAUCUUAAAAUUCUAAGCACUUAUUACAAAGGAGUACACAGUUCAGCCUGCUAAAGGGUUUAACAAUAGAAGCCAGGCGUGAUGAUAGUGGAAAUAAUGUGCGAUCUAGCUUAAAAGAAUAUUCUUUGAAUUACCUAACGAGUUUCAAAAAGCAUAAUGAGGAGCGUAUAUUCUAAGUUUUUAGCUGAAAAUCUUUAUUAACUAAUGACCUGUAACUGAUUGAUAGCUUAAACAUGUGUGAAAUGGAAAAGUAGUUUCGUAUCUUUUCGUGCGUUUAAAUCUUUCUCCUUUCGUUCAAGAAAAAAAGAACAAUAUUUAUAUCUCAAAUGUUAAUUUCAAAACAUUUUUUUUACUUUUUCGCUAUACCACUCUUCAAUGUUAGCUAGUAAUGUGACACCCAAAGUCACCAGUUGAAGAUCUGCAGCACGAUCAAAGCGGAUUAAUUGAAGAAGAUUUCAAUGCAACGAAAGAGAUGAUACAAACAAUAUGUAAUGAAAUUAAUUAAUUCAUAAAAACAUCAUUUCACAUAACUGCAGUUUAAUCAUUGUUUCCAAAUAAACAACACACAAAAUGGUACCAAAGUAUUGGAUCGCUAAAAGUGAACAAAAACUUACGAUUAAGGGCAACGAUAAUUUAUGAGCCAGCUCUCCAGUAACUCGUGAGACGAUGUUCACCAUCAUAUGAACACGCUCUGUUUAUCCGUGAGAGAUAUUAGAUAGCUACAGAUAUACAGAUAACACACGAUCACGUAAGAAAACGAUAUGUAAAAAGUUAACCAAUUUCCUUUCCGCAAUUUAGUACGAUAGCCAAUGGAAAUAAUAAAAAGGAAGUGUAGUUUGAAAGUCAUAUCGCAUCACCAAAUAAGCUGCUCAUAAUGCCAUCAGCACAUAACGCUAGCAGUUACAAUAGCGGCUGGAAUUGAGCUGAACUUUCAACCUGCAAUCAUUUACCCGCCCUACCUUAGAUACAGCUUCACUCUACGAUCGGUUGCUACUUCCUCUAAUCGGUGCUGUCCAACCCCACUCCAUAAUCAAUCGGCGUGAUUAGAUAAUAGGCAUCUGGUCCGAAAGGUACACAAUUUGAUUUACCGUUCGGUUGCCUAGUGCCGGUGACUAUGGCGCACUAUCUCUAUUUGCAUUCGCACGCCGAUAUUAGCUAAGAUAACAAUCGGCAAUGGUUUGAUGAUUGACGCUCAUCGUCGUUUUUUUUCGCUAUCUCUGUUUUUUGCGCGUUCAAACUAACGCUUAUCGCACGUUCUGUUCACAAUGUGAUUUGUUUUCCUUACUGGUGUUUCAUCCCUUCCCUUGCGCUGGUUGGGAAAACAUGCUAAAUUGUCGUUAAGAAUUGGGAGAAAAUUGCCAGCCAGAGGGGGUUAGGCUUAUUUUAAACCACGCUGGAAGAGACAAUGGUAGCGGGAAUGUUGAUUUAAAUUCCAACGAACAAAAUCGAUUCAAAUCGGCAUGCAUUUUACGCGGUAGAUUUCCAUUAUAUUUGCGAUUAAUAGUAAAACGGUGAGAUUGAAACAAGCGGAUUCUUUUUAUACACAAUAUAAUCAAGUUCAGUGCUACAUUGUGAUAUUAAAUACGACAACGCUAUCGUGUCAAAUGAUUGUUUUAGCUAAGUGUAGCAUUUUGUAAUUUUAAAUGAUUUAUUUUAUGUAACUAGUUUGCAAAUAAUCAUCAUCUUUUUUUCCUGCACCUGUUAAGAUACUUUCAUAAAUACGAUUUACGUUAGCAAGGUCAUUGAAUAGCAUACCAUCACUUCCAAAGUGCAAACAUAUGCCAAAUGAAUUAUUCAAACCACGACACACUAACUAUUUUUAAAACUGAUAAGAAUAAAAAUUUACCUAAAUUCAACGUAAACUAAGUGUCACAAAUAAAUACGCCUUUAAUCUUCUACUAUAGCA